AUGACACCCCCAGAUUCGCUUCCUGUGUCUGAGCGGCAGCUUUCUAAUGGUGUACCAUGCAUGAUACGGGCUAGCGUCUGCGCAGCAUCACGUGGCGUGGGCAUCCGGCGGUGCGCACCUGAUCCUAGCAACGGAGCCCGCGUUGCUUCCGGUGUUGUAUGCACUGGCCAAAGCCUUUGUUCUUACGUGUACUCUCGCACGCAGCCACUCAUUGUCGUACUGUCCCGUCGCCGAUCAACAACACUGAAUAGAGACGGCACCAGAGCCCGAAUGGCGACGACUUCUGCAGCGAGAUCGACUCCGCCACCGGAGUAUAGGCCCGACGCUUGCCCUAAGCCAGAGUCUGCACCAUCGGAGAAGACGCGCAGUCUGAAACAUCUUGGUGUCAAGGCGAAAGAGGCACAGGCCAUGCCGACCAAUGCAGCGAUGGUCUUGCGGAACCGUGUGGUGCCACGGGCUGCCCUGGCGCCACUGGAAGCUGCUCCUGUCGCCGAUUCCACCGGAGUUGUCCAGGCCGAGCAAGAAGAUUACGGCUGGAUGGGCCCGAAAAAGUUUCGUGUGUGCCCUGUCUGCAGCCGCCGCUACUCCUCCAUGGAGUGGCUGCGUCGACACGUCCUCAUGCACGAGCGCGGGAAACCGCUCAAGUGCACUCAGUGUGACCACUGGUACAUGGUGCUACGGGCACUCGCCUUGCACAUGUCGAGAGUUCACCAAGCAUGA
Molecule: messenger RNA, 720 nt
Organism: Rhipicephalus microplus (southern cattle tick)
Lineage: Eukaryota; Metazoa; Arthropoda; Arachnida; Ixodida; Ixodidae
Source: RefSeq, a predicted model, not a curated record